Molecule: messenger RNA, 669 nt
Organism: Drosophila busckii
Lineage: Eukaryota; Metazoa; Arthropoda; Insecta; Diptera; Drosophilidae
Product: neuropeptide F
Exons: 3
Coding region: 202-516 (104 amino acids)
Source: RefSeq, a predicted model, not a curated record
UAUUUUUUGAGGCUUCGCUGUGCGGGCGGCCUGCAGGUGAGCCAAGCCCGGCCACCCACUCGCUGUCUAGGAUGCGUAUAAAUGGCGACGCUGCCGCUCAACAGUUCACAUUUGGUCCCGUGCAUUGAUUUCAUAAGCAACUCCUCCGUUUGCUGCAUAAACAUUUGAGACUAGAACAAUACUCAACAAUUCAAAAGAGCCAUGUCCAACGCAAUGCGCUGCACUCUUUUCGUCCUUAUUGCGCUGACGCUCUUUGCCGCUGGUUGCAAUGUGGAGGCCACCAAGGCGCGUACGUCUCGUGGCAAUGAAAUUAAUACCAUGGAGGAUGCACUCAAAUAUCUGCAGGAUCUGGAUGUUUACUACGGCGAUAGAGCGCGUGUGCGCUUUGGCAAACGUGGCUCAUUGCUGCAUCUACUACGCAGUCAGAUGCUGGAGAACAGCCAGAACAACAACAAGGACAACAACAUAGCCGCAGAGCUGCAGCAGCAUUCUGUCGGGGAGGAGGAAUUCUUUUAAACUAUAUUCGAAUGAAAACUACAUCUUUAUCAAACUGUUAAAAAGCUUUUCGCAUAAUUUUGGAGCAAUGGCUUAAAUAAGUUAUACAUUUAAAAUACACUCAUGUUCUUAGUGUUUCUGCAAACCAUUCAUAAAUAAAUGGUAAACUACUGA